Molecule: messenger RNA, 1761 nt
Organism: Prunus armeniaca (apricot)
Lineage: Eukaryota; Viridiplantae; Streptophyta; Magnoliopsida; Rosales; Rosaceae
Source: the annotation of a GenBank genome assembly
AUGGGUUCUAGCCUCCUUCCAUCACCAGCCUUUUCCAUGGCUAUCUUCUUUGCAGUUUGUGCGUUUUUAUGUGUGUUUCCUGAGCCAGCACUUGCAAAGCAUGCAAGGGUUACCAGGCACUACAAGUUCAAUAUCAAGUCACAGAAUGUGAAAAGGCUUUGUCAAACAAAGAGCAUUGUGACUGUCAACAGGCAGUUUCCGGGGCCUCGGAUCAUAGCUAGGGAAGGUGACAGGCUUGUGAUCAAGGUGGUCAAUCAUGUUCAGCACAACCUCACCCUCCAUUGGCAUGGGGUCAGGCAAUUGAGAAGUGGAUGGGCAGAUGGUCCUGCAUAUAUCACUCAGUGCCCAAUUCAGACAGGCCAGAGUUAUGUCUACAACUUCACCAUUACUGGCCAAAGAGGCACCUUGUGGUGGCAUGCACACAUCUCCUGGCUUAGGGCAACUGUCUAUGGACCUAUUGUCAUUCUCCCUAGAAGACAUGUCCCUUACCCCUUCCCCCAACCCUUCCAAGAAGUUCCCAUCAUUUUUGGAGAAUGGUGGAAAGCAGACACAGAAGCAGUCAUCAGCCAAGCCUUGCAAACAGGGUCGGGACCAAAUGUCUCUGAUGCUUACAUCAUCAAUGGUCUUCCUGGGCCUUCGUAUAACUGCUCAGCCAAAGAUACAUACAAGCUCAAGGUGAAGCCAGGGAGGACCUAUCUGCUGCGGUUGAUCAACGCUGCACUCGAUAGUGAGCUCUUCUUCAGCAUUGCCAAUCACACAGUCACUGUGGUUGAAGCUGAUGCAGUCUAUAUAAAGCCUUUUAAAACCCAGACUGUUCUCAUCACACCAGGACAGACUACAAAUGUUCUUCUGAGGACCAAAUUUAAGUCCCCAAAGGCCACCUUUGUCAUGGCAGCUAGGCCUUAUGCCACCGGCCCGGCGGCUUUCGACAACUCAACAACCACAGGCCUACUAGAAUAUGAAACAUCUUCUGUCAAAGCCAACAAGAACAAGAAGAAGAAAAAGCUCCCUCUUCUCAAACCAGUGCUUCCAAAGCUCAAUGACACAUUGUUUUCCAUGAACUACAACAAGAAAAUCCGUAGCUUGGCCAAUGCCAAAUUCCCAGCAAAUGUCCCAAAAGCUGUGAACAAGAACUUCUUCUUCACUGUUGGCCUGGGAGUAAGCACAUGCUCGAAGAACCAAACAUGCCAAGGCCCAAACAACACUAGAGUAGUAGCAGCCAUCAACAAUGUGACAUUUGUGCAACCAAAUACAGCUCUUCUCCAAGCCCACUUCUUCAACCAAUCAAAGGGUGUGUACACCACAGAUUUCCCAACCAACCCACCAUUCAAAUUCAAUUACACAGGCACUCCACCAAGCAAUAUUGCUGUGAGCAGUGGCACUAAGGUGGUGGUGCUGCCUUUCAAUACUAGUGUGGAGUUGGUUCUGCAAGACACUAGCAUCAUUGGGGCAGAGAGCCACCCACUUCACCUCCAUGGCUUUAAUUUCUUUGUGGUGGGCUUCGGUUCUGGAAACUUUGAUCCCAAGAAUGACCCAAAAAAGUACAACCUUGUUGACCCUGCUGAGAGGAACACCGUUGGCGUGCCCUCUGGUGGGUGGGUUGCUAUACGCUUCCUUGCUGAUAAUCCAGGUGUUUGGUUCAUGCAUUGCCAUCUAGAAGUGCACACCAGCUGGGGCUUGAAGAUGGCAUGGGUCGUUUUGGAUGGAAAGAGACGCAAUCAAAAGCUGCUUCCUCCACCAUCCGAUCUUCCCAAAUGUUAA